This is a messenger RNA of Sphenostylis stenocarpa, 303 nucleotides long. NCBI's taxonomy places the organism in Eukaryota, Viridiplantae, Streptophyta, Magnoliopsida, Fabales, Fabaceae. The record is from the annotation of a GenBank genome assembly.
AUGACAGCUCAUAGUUUAUUUGAAAUACAGGAAGCCCAGAAGAGUUGGUGUAUAGCAAACCCUUCAUCAAGUGAUUCAACACUGAAAAAUAACAUUGAAUUUGCUUGCAAUGUCUUGGGUGAUUGCAAGAUGAUCCAGCCAGGUGGAUCCUGCUUCGACCCCAACAAUCUCUUCAACCAUGCCUCUGCUGUCAUGAAUCAGUACUAUGCAUUUAAUGGUGGAAACGGUUGGAACUGUUACUUCUCAGGCUCUGGUCUCAUUGUUGUCAACGACCCUAGUUACGGUAACUGCACUUAUGCUUAG